UUGUUGUUACUGAUGCCCAUGCUGCUGCUUCUGCUGCUGCUGGGAGCAGCCUCCAGCCGGUGCCUCCAUGAGGAGACACAGAAAGCCAUGCACCUUCUCAGCCCUCCUCUCUCCCAGCACCCCUCAAACGCCCGUUCCUACCUCACCCACCCUGACUCCCAAGCUCCCCAGCCCCUCCGCAUCCAAACCUACCACCUAGGAGACCCUGUGUCAGACGGCGCCUGGGGAUCUGAGGGAGACGGGGCCAGAGGGCUGACCCGAGCCCUGGCCGCUGCAGAAGAGGCCGCACAGCGACUCAGGGGAGUCCUAGCAGUCCCUCCAGUGCAAGGCCCUCUGCUUCUGAGUCGAGACCCUGAAGAGUACUGCCACGCUCUCUGGGGUGACCCCAACUCUCCAAACUACCACAGGUGCAGCCUCCUGAACCCCGGAUACAGAGGAGAGAGCUGCCUGGGCAUAAAGAUCCCCGAUGCCCAUCUCCGUGGCUAUGCCUUGUGGCCGGAGCAGGGGCCCCCACAGAUGGUCCAGCAAGAGGGGGCUGGGGUCCAGAACGCUGACUUCCUCCUAUAUGUACGGGUUGCCCACACUUCCAAGUGUCACCAAGAGGCCUCAGUCAUAGCAUACGCUGCCUGCUGCCAGCUGGACUCAGAUGACAGGCCUUUGGCUGGCACCAUUGUCUACUGUGCCCGACAUCUCGCCAGCUCCAGGCUCAGCCAUGAUGACAUCGUCAUGGUCACCCUACAUGAACUGCUCCAUGCUUUGGGGUUCUCCAGUCAUCUUUUCAAGAAAUGGCGAGACUGCCCCUCAGGACCAGCUGUCAGAGGCCACUGCUCUACAAGGCGACAGGUGAUGAGGCCAGACGAGCGGGGUCAUCUGCUUCUCACCACCCCAGCUGUUAGCCACAGCCUGGCCAAACACUUGGGAGUGCUGGGAGGCUCGGUGGGUGUGCCCUUGGAAGAGGAGGGCCCUCUGUCAUCACACUGGGAGGCCCGGCUUCUCCAGGGCUCUAUAAUGACCGCCGCCUUCAAUGGCGCUCAACGCACCCGACUUGACCCCAUCACUCUCGCCGCCUUUGAAGACUCAGGCUGGUACCACGUCAACCACCGUGCUGCAGAGGAGCUGCUAUGGGGCCAGGGAUCCGGCCUGCAAUUUGGUCUGGUGACCACCUGUGGGACUGGCUCCUCAGACUUCUUCUGUACUGGCAGUGGACUGGGCUGCCACUUCCUGCACCUGGACAAGGGGCGCUGCUCUACCCACCCUGAGCUGGAAGGCUGCCGCAUGUACAUGCCCUUGGCCAACGGGAGCGAAUGCUGGAAGCAGGAAAACGGCCUCCCGGCUGGGGCAGAGAACCUCCCCGGGGAAAUCUACCAUCCCCAGAGCCGGUGUUUCCUCGCCAACCUCACUUCACAACUGCUCCCUGGGGACGAGGCCGUGCCUCCCUCUCAGAUCCCACAUGAGGUGGGAGAAGAGCUCACCGGCCGCUGCUACUUACAUCAGUGUACCGAGAGGGGCAUGUACAAGGUGCUGGUGGCAGGGUCCCACUGGACCCCCUGCCCCCCAGGAAAGGCUAUCCAGAUACCCAGGUACUCUGGUCUUCUCCUCUGUCCCCGCGGCCGGCUGUGUCGGGCUAAGGAAGACAGCAACACCAUUCCUUCCCCACCUGCAAGUCUUCCAACCCAAGACCUGUUACUACAGCUGUCUUUCCAACUAGCUGGGCCGCCAGGUCCUUCCCUGGGGAAGGUAGAGCGAGAGGAACUGACUGAAGCAGUGCUACAGGCUCUGGUGAGCAGAGGAGGGACUAGCAGGUGCUACUUCCGCAGCCCCCGGAUGACCACUAGCUUGGUGUUCACCGUGCACAUGUGGAGGCCCCCUGGCUGCCCAGGGCCUGCGGCUGGCGUGCUGCACAGGGACCUGAUGCUCUCUCUCCAAAGGAGACCGCUAGAAGUUUACUGUAGAGGAGCCAGCUUUACCUCAGAGGACAGCAAGUUGUUGGUUACCUCGGAUCAGAAUCACUCUGCGACCCACCUACAUCUGUCCCUGGGGCUCUGCCUAACACUGCUUAUCCUCAUGGGUGCACUAGGAAGCAUGGCCUACCAGAAACGGGCUACUCUUCGGGUGGGACCACUGGCCCCUCACCACUCACAAGAGCUGCAAGGCACAAGAGGCCCAGCUGGAGAAAUGAGGGAGGUGUGA
Messenger RNA from Erinaceus europaeus (western European hedgehog), 2190 nucleotides. It is a transcript of the gene CIROP, whose product is annotated as ciliated left-right organizer metallopeptidase. Lineage: Eukaryota; Metazoa; Chordata; Mammalia; Eulipotyphla; Erinaceidae. Gene Ontology annotation, molecular function: metalloendopeptidase activity. Gene Ontology annotation, biological process: proteolysis; cell adhesion. Gene Ontology annotation, cellular component: membrane; cytoplasm. The record is from RefSeq and is a predicted model, not a curated record. The annotation marks the transcript as partial. The transcript has 15 exons.